AUGUCAGAAAGCAACUCACUUGGGGCGUUUAUAUCUAGAAAUAAAACGGCAAUUAUUGCCACUGCUGCCGCAGGUGCCACUGCGGUUGGUGCUUUUUACUACUACCAACAAUUGCAAAAGCAGUCGCCUUCCACAGGUGAAGGUGAUUCCGAAACCAAAACUGCAAAGAAGAAGGGAAAGAAGAAGAAGAAGAGUCAUGGAACUACGCCAAGCUAUCCUGUAGAUGAGAAGGGAGAACCAAAGCUAGAUAAUGUUGAUGAAUUGAGCGAAGAACAAAAAGAGAAGUACGCGAUGGAACUUAAGGAUAAAGGUAAUGAAUUUUUUAAAUCAAAGAAAUUCGAAGAUGCUAUCAAGUACUACACUUUGGCUUUGAAAGUGAAGGAGGAUCCUGUAUUCUACUCUAACAGAUCAGCUUGCUACGUUUCUCUUGGUCAGUUGGAGAAAGUUGUUGAAGACACUACUGCCGCUUUGAAGCUAAAACCUGAUUAUUCUAAAUGUCUUUUGCGCAGAGCUUCUGCCAACGAGUCUCUAGGCAAUUUUGCCGAUGCUAUGUUCGACCUAUCCGCUGUAAGCUUGUAUGGUGACUUCAAUGGCUCUUCUAUCGAGCCAAUGUUGGAACGUAACAUGAACAAGCAAGCAAUGCUCGUUUUAAAGGAGAAACUUGAAGAGCAACAAGAACACAAACUCCCAUCUAACACUUCUUUGGCAUCAUUCUUUGGCAUCUUCCAACCUGAGACAUCUUUCGACGACUAUGACGAAAACUCUGAAGCCGACAAACUUUUGUUGGAUGGUUUGGUGAAUCUCUACAAGAGAACUGGUGAAGGCUAUGAGCAAGCAGAUGAACUUUUCACUAAAGCAAAGACCGCUUAUGACACUUUACUAUCCGAAAAUUCUGAAGACCCUAUUUUGAAAAAGAAGGCUGCUAUUGCUCUAGAACAUGUUGGUAUUUUCAAAUUCUUGAAGAAUGACCCUCUUUCUGCUCAUACAGACUUGGAGAGGGCUUUGAAAUUCUCUCCAAGAACUAACACCUACAUCUACUUGGCUCUCAUCAUGGCUGACAAAGGCCAAGCCGAAGAAUAUUUCGAAAACUUUGAAAAUGCUUUGAAACUAGACCCUAAUUGUGCUGCUGUCUAUUAUCACCGUGGUCAAAUGUACUUUAUCACUCAACAAUAUGACAAGGCUGGCAAGGAUUUCGACAAGGCUAGAGAAUUGAACGAGAAGAAUAUUUUCCCAUUCAUUCAAUUGGCCUGUCUUGCUUACCGCGAGAACAAGUUCGACGACAGCGAAACUCUAUUUAGCGAAGCAAGAAGAAAAUUCCCAACUGCUCCUGAGGUUCCAAACUUUUAUGCAGAAACCCUUUCCGACAAAGGUGACUUGAAGGCCGCCAAGAAGCAAUAUGAUAUUGCUGCAAAGCUAGAAGACGCUCUAGAAGGCAUUCAUGUUGGUGUUGCUCCAUUGGUUGGAAAGGCUACCUUGCUUGCAAGAGAGCCCAGUGUGGAAAAUUUCGUCGAAGCUACUCAACUUUUCCAACAAGCUUGUGAGAAGGACCCUAGAUCCGAGCAGGCUAAAAUCGGGUUGGCUCAAUUGAAACUACAACAGGAAGAUGUCGACGAGGCCAUUGCUCUGUUCGAAGAAGCUGCUGAUCUUGCCAGAAGCUUUGAUGAGAAGUUACAAGCCACUACUUUUGCGGAAGCCACCAAAAUCCAGAAAAAGAUCAGAGCUGACCCAAUAAUCAGCGCCAAAAUCGAGGAGACCUUGGCAUCCUACCGUGCACAGGGAAUGAUUUAA
Molecule: messenger RNA, 1788 nt
Organism: Lachancea fermentati
Lineage: Eukaryota; Fungi; Ascomycota; Saccharomycetes; Saccharomycetales; Saccharomycetaceae
Source: the annotation of a GenBank genome assembly